AUGCCUCCAAAGUUUGGUAGACGUGCGGAAGAGGAGGGAAAAAGUGCUAAUGCACAUAACAACAAUACUACUAAUGGUGAUGCAACGCCUACCGGUUCUUCUGAGACAUUAAAAGUAACAAAUACAACAACAAAAGGAGCUAGCGGACGUCGACCACCUGAUGAGGUGGUACAAAAGGAUAAACUCCGAAAUCUUGAUGAUGGUGUUGAUGAGCAGUCCCGCCAACAAGCCCUUGAAAAGGCGAAGGAGGAAAAAGAACGACUAGUCAGCCGUGUGGCGGAGGUACCUGUUGGCUACAAUGUCUCCAUGCCGAAACUCUCCGAAUUAGAUAUCUCCAAUCUAUGGAAUGACUUUUUGCAGGUCAUUCACCAAGACCUUGACAUGUCCGCCUUAACGGCGUGUCUCUCGCAGCACCUGGACGACGAGGAUGUCCCGUGGAAUCCCGACAUGCUCCUCGUGCAACUCACAUCCGACAUGUUGGACGCGGCGGAGGGGGCCGGCGCGGCGGAGAUGCCGGCGGCGCCGCUGGCGGAGCGCGAGGCGGUCGGAGAGGCCCGUCGCCGGCGAAAAGUUCUCCUCGAAAGCGCCGGGGAUCCGCCGGAGGGGUCCGGGGGGGCGGGGCCCUCCCACCGCCGCCGACCAACGCAGGAGACGCCAGCGGACGAGAACAGCGGCAAGUCCCCCAAAAAGGACGGGAAGCCGGGGGGAGGGAAAAACGCAUGGGGAGGGCAGGAGUCCAAGACGGCUACACGGUUAACGAGAUCUACAGUGUCAACACCCGCAAAGCCACCAGCCGCAAAACCGGCGGAGAAUGCAAAGGCACCAGCCGCAAAACAGGCAGAGAAUGCAAAGGCCCCAGGCGCAAAACAGGCAGAGAAUGCAAAGCCACCAGCGAGCAGCGGAACACCUGCUACCAGUGAAAGCAGGAAACAUUCUUCCUCUUCAAAACCCUUGACACCAAAGAAGAAUGAAAAGACGAAGGAAACGGGGAAGAAGUGA
Trypanosoma theileri is the source of this 999-nucleotide messenger RNA. RefSeq lists its product as uncharacterized. The record is from RefSeq and is a predicted model, not a curated record. The transcript has a single exon. Bases 1 to 999 code for a protein of 332 amino acids. Gene Ontology annotation, cellular component: intraciliary transport particle A. Lineage: Eukaryota; Euglenozoa; Kinetoplastea; Trypanosomatida; Trypanosomatidae.